This is a messenger RNA of Engraulis encrasicolus (European anchovy), 868 nucleotides long. RefSeq names its product apolipoprotein D-like. Gene Ontology annotation, cellular component: cytoplasm. NCBI's taxonomy places the organism in Eukaryota, Metazoa, Chordata, Actinopteri, Clupeiformes, Engraulidae. The transcript is spliced from 5 exons. The record is from RefSeq and is a predicted model, not a curated record. The coding region runs from base 126 to 695 and encodes 189 amino acids. Gene Ontology annotation, biological process: lipid transport; brain development; lipid metabolic process. Gene Ontology annotation, molecular function: lipid binding.
ACUAUUGAGGAGUUUUAGUAGGCCUUUGUCUGUGCCACAGGAAUGUGGUUUGUUUACUCUCAUUGCUUCUGAUAUAUUGAGAGCUCAGAGCUGGCGCCUCUGCCCAUUGAAGGCCAUUUGGGAGAAUGCAGGCUGCACAUGUGUUGUUGUUGGCCCUCCUGCCUGUUGUGGCAGUGAGAGCCCAGUCCCCACAACCCGGCAAAUGCGCUGUGCCCCCGGUUCAGCAGAACUUCGACGUUGGCAGGUACGCUGGCAGGUGGUAUGACAUCCAGAAGCUGCCAGCGGUGUUCCAGAAGGGCAAGUGUAGCCAGGCAACAUACACCGCUCGCAGUGAUGGCCAGAUCAGCGUCCUGAACCAGUCGCUGCAACCUGAUGGAGCAGUCACCAGCACCGUAGGAACCGCAUGGGCGCCAGAUAUGAACGAACCAGCCAAGCUCGUAGUUCGAUUCGUUGAAGGUAAACGUCCUGGCCCAUACUGGGUGCUUUCCACUGACUACGAGAGCUACUCUCUGGUGUUCUCGUGUACUCAGCUCAGUAGUGAGGUCAACGUGAACUUCGCCUGGAUCCUGAGCAGGUCCCGCUCCCUGCCCGCGGAGACCAUCACCCAGCUGGAGGACAAGCUGCGCUCCUACGGCAUCAAGAUCGACAACAUGACGGUCACGGACCAGACCGGCUGCAGUGCCAUGCCUGCAUGAGCGAGACCGCAGAAGCUAUGAGCAGACAGGACGGCAACUAAAUAGAAACAGGAGUCAUAAUAUAAUAAGCAGCUGUUGGUGACUACUCUGGACAGUAGGCCUAGAUGCAUUGGUGCGCACACAGACACACAGGCAGGCACACACACACACACACACACACACACACACACACA